Messenger RNA from Fusarium fujikuroi IMI 58289, 1653 nucleotides. Its product is annotated as related to aflatoxin efflux pump AFLT. The transcript has 5 exons. Gene Ontology annotation, biological process: transmembrane transport. The coding region runs from base 1 to 1653 and encodes 550 amino acids. NCBI's taxonomy places the organism in Eukaryota, Fungi, Ascomycota, Sordariomycetes, Hypocreales, Nectriaceae. The record is from RefSeq and is a predicted model, not a curated record. Gene Ontology annotation, molecular function: transmembrane transporter activity.
AUGGCUUCUGAAGUACUGACUGAACGUCCGCUGGCCAGCACUGGCGCCAGUGAAGUAAAUGGAGAUUCUACUGCUCAAUCCAGGCCAACCUCCACUUUGGAGAUCGAAGAACCUCGCGAUGAUGAGGAGAACAUUGUCUAUCCGACUGGACCGAAGCUAUGGUCGACCAUGGCUUCAAUGGCAAUCGCAUGCUUUCUCAGUGGACUUGACCUCACCAUCGUUGCAGUCGCUGUCCCAAGCAUCACGGAUGAAUUCCAGACCAUUGCAGAUAUUGGCUGGUACUCAGCGGCAUAUGGCAUGACCCUCAGCGCCUUCGUCUUCUUCUUCGGCCAAAUCUACACCCUCUUCUCUAUCAAAGCCGUCUUCCUAAUCGGCAUCGCCACAUUCGAAAUCGGUUCUUUAAUCUGCACUCUCGCGCCCUCUUCAGCAAUCUUCAUCCUCGGCCGUGCAGUCAGCGGUUUAGGCCGCGGUGCCAUCAACGGCGGGCUGUUCAAACUCCUCCGCCAAUGCUUUCCGCUGUCCAAACAAGCUAUCACUAAUAGUUUCUUUGGCUCGAUCCAGAGCGUUGGCCUCAUCACUGCGCCUACGAUUGGCGGCGCUUUGAUAGAUGCGUUUUCGUGGAGAGCUUGUUUUGGUGUAAACUUGCCGCUGGGCGUUAUGUGUCUUGUCUUGACGGCUUAUGGAGUCCAUGAACAACCUCCGCGUCAUGAGGCGCCCGUUCUGACUCUCAAAGAGAAGGUUAAGAAGGUUGACUACUUUGGUACGCUGUUGGCUGUCCCAGCCAUUACCUUUCUUCUCAUGGCACUGCAAUGGGGAGGUACAAAGUUUGGCUGGGGAACCUGGCAGAUCAUUGUUCCUCUCGUUGUUUGCGCUCUUCUGUUCGUGGCAUUUGGAUACUUGCAGUAUCGUCAAGGUGACAAUGCUCUCUUACCACCCAGGAUUUUGAAGCAGAGGAGUAUCAUCGCAGGAAUGUGGUACGGUGCAUGUUGCGAGGGAGUCUUGGCAGUUACGGAGUACUACAUGUCUAUAUACUUCCAAGGCGUACGUGGGUAUUCACCUACAAAGGCAGGUCUGCUGGCACUUCCAAUGGUUGGUGGUUUGGCAAUUGCAUUCAUCAUCUCUGGUGUUGGAACUACAUGGAUCGGAUACUAUUACCCAUUUAUGUUGGCCACGAGCGUCCUCACGCCUAUUGCCUCUGGUCUUCUCACAACUCUCGAUCUCGAGGAACAAAUCGCCAAAGCCGUAGGCCUCCUCACGUUUCUCGGCCUAGCAGUCGGCCUCGGUCUCCAGGGUCCACAAGUAGCCUUGCAAGCUGUUCUUCCUAUCGAAGACGUAUCCCUUGGAGGUGCAGUCAUCACUUUCGGGUCGGGAAUGGGCUCUGCAUUGUGGAUCUGUGCCUCUGCAACAUUAUUCCAAGAUCGCUUGUCAAAGGAAGUCCAAGACGCCGCGCCGGGUACAAACACUACACAUAUUGAAGAAGCGGGCUUGUCUAAGCUGAGAGAGUCAAUUGGACCUGAUAGGCUGAAGAGCGUGUUGUCUGGCUACGAGAAUGCAAUUGUCCAGACACUCUAUAUUCCAUUGGCAUUGGCGCUUCUAAGUAUUAUUGGCGCGGUAGCCAUGGAAAGAAAGUCAAUCAAGAAAAAGCGGUCUUGA